GAGCUCCUCCAAUGGGGUGGGAGCUGGGGGGAGCUAGUAGGCGGAGCCUUGGGGAGAUGCUACAUGCUAACGCUAGUUUUCCAAGAUCGCCAACCCUAGCUUUAAUGCUUGAAUUCGGUCUUUUUUCAUUACUACAGAGCUGCACAACCUGUUGGACUGGGCCGCAAUCCAAUCGAAGGUGUAAAACUUGAGGAUUUUGUUUGUAUUGCUGCUUCAAGCAAUGAUUUUCUAAUAUCAAUUUGCUCUCAGUAAAAAGAAAAAAAAAGAAAAAAAAAAAAGAAAAAAAACAAUUUCAGAUUGACUGUGUAUCAAAAUGUAAUUUAAACUUGUCCAAGUAAAUGGACAUUGUUAUAGAGUUCAAAGGAUUGAUAUAGGAAAGGGAACUUUUUACAGAAGGAAAGUGUAAGUCAUUCAAUUCAGUUGCAGUCACUUUAAAGUCAAUUAUAAACCGUCUUGAUGAGGCUGCAAUCUGAAACAGAUGGUUCACAAGAUAAGUACUUUAUGAUAAGUUGGGGAUCCUCACUUGAACUUUGCAAGCUAUUGAAAUCAUGUGUCGUCACAAUGUCUCCAUUGGAAAGUGUUUUGAUUGCUGCUGUACAUGAGUAAUGCCUUCAACAUGUAAGUCUAUCAGCAGGAUGAAGGCCUGGCUAUGAGACUUCAUUUGCACAUAUUACUCAUGUGCAAUGACCCAGACAGUGAUAGACACAACUACCAAUUUACAUUGUACUUACAACAGGGACUAAAAGUAUGAUGAUGACAUUACUUAUCUAAACAUUCUUUUUUCCAUUUUUUUCUUUUAUAAGGAGGUAGUGACAAUGAAAUCUGACAAAAGCCAGUUUAACCAUGCAAAGUCUCCAUUUGAUUGUGGAUUCAAACCAAGAUGAUGGGAAAUGCCAUGCAGGUCAACCAGGAGUUGUCGUUUUCGCCUUAUCCACAGAAGUGUCUCUUUUGUCCCUGCCAGGCACUGGCAGCCACGAUGGUGGUCCAUUCCCACUGCGACACAACUUAAACGACAGAUUUAGAUAAGAAUGCAGUUCUGCUCUUGUGACUUAAAUCUGAGUCAACCCCCAGCAAUUUAAUGAAAGACCGACCAGUUCAGAAAUCGAUACCACAGAAGUUGAGAAGCAAAAUAAGGCUCUUUGUUUACCGGUGGGUCUACAUCCAGAACCUCCCGAAAUGGAAUGAGAUUUCAGAUUCGGGCAGCUGAAAUCUGUCUUCUCCACACAGAUGACAGGCCACACUUUUUGUCAAAGAGUGACGAGCUCAGUUAUCUGAGGAGACCCUCAAAGUAAAUUUACCACUGCUCCACACCGAGAGGAGCCACUUGAGGUUGUUUGGGUGUCGGAUUGAGACGACUCCCGGUUGCCUCCCAUUAGAUGCUUACCAAGCAUAUCCGACUGGGAGGAGGACUCAUCAUCAGCCCAAGAUCCACAAGAGAGAAUAUAACUGGCUCAGGAUGGAUAGAUGACGGAUGGAUAUCCAUAUUAAUUUCCAACUCCGUGCAAAGCAUUCAGCAGUAGCUCACAGACUGAUCGAGGCUACUUUUUGUUUGUAAUUGUGCAGAUUUAUUCUCAAAUCAAAUUGACUAAAUAAACACCUGACACUUGCAGACCAUUUUUCUGUGAAACUCCAAGUGGAAGUAAGCACAUUCGGAUCACUCGGCUAAAAUAACUGGUUUAACAAUUAAUUUGGACACAACUAAACAUAGGAGUAAUCAUUUCAUGACAUUAAAAAAUAGGCUUAGAAAUAAAAUCUCUUUAAAGAAAUGACAGAAUUUUAAACAUGAAAGAAUAAUGAAUCAUGAUUAAUUGACAAAAAUAUUGUACAUUUGUAUAUAAAUGUAUCAGUGUCUCCAAUGAAAAGCACAAUAAUGUUAAAGAGGACUGAUUUAGUUUUACUGAAGAAUCAGCAUUAGUAUUGAUGAUAUCAGUGAUCAGUGUGUGAAGCUGACUUGCAGGUGCACAGCUGCUGCCGCUGCAUGAUCUCUGGGAAUGUUGCAUAUUUAUGGACCAUCAGACUUUCUGCAGAGGUACAUGAUGACCCAUCUGAGAUAUUCUGGUAUGUAGAAGCAGGAAUCUCUUCACCUGGAGGGAAACGUGUGUUUGUUCAUGAAUGCAGAGAUGCAGGAUUCAUACAGACCGUUUCAACUGAACUGUCAUUUGUAGAAAAGCAAAGUUUAAAACUUGAGAAUCAGAUUAUUUGACACUCCUGAACCAAGACUAUGCACUGAGAGAUACCAAACAAAAAGCAGGGAGAGGCAUUAAAGGUAAAGUGGCUUUAUCUUGAACACUCUUUAGACAAACCCCAACAGGAAUGCAGCCCUGCCCCUUUAAAUACCGUUUUUUUCUUCUAGUUUUAUGACUUUAUAUGACUUGAGUUUACUUUCAUUUUUUGUACACAAACGGACACAUCGCCCUGAAGUUGUUCAGGCCUACUUGGAGACAAAAAGACCAUGGAUCCCGUGAUUGUAGUUGACGCUGCAGACAUUCAGCCAGAGUCCACUGAAUCACUGCGUGGUCCGCUUCAUGCUCCUCCCACGCUGACAGGAAGUGAGCGCCACCAUGUCUUCGUCAGCUACAGCAGCACUGACAACCAGUGGACCCACUCCAUCAUCAACCAGCUGGAGUCCCGCAGACUGCAGGUCUGCUACCACGAACGCGACUUCACUCCCGGCCGCACUGUGCUGGAGAACAUGUCCGAGUGUAUCCAGGAGAGCCAGAAGGUCCUGCUGGUUCUCAGCCAGGAGUUUGUGAGGAGCCGCUGGUGUCUCCUGGAGGCCAACAUGUCUCUGUUCAGAGACUGCUUGGAGAGGAAACCAAUCAUCCCAGUGCUGCUGGAGCCGGACGUCCCAAUCCCCCUCCACCUCUGUCACCUGACGUACCUGGAUGCCAGUGACCCCGGCUUCUUGAAGAAGCUGCUCAAGGUGCUCUACACGCCAAACCAGCAGCUUCAGAGCUCAACGGUGGUGCCUUUCCAGCCUCCCUCCAUCUACAAUGGGAAGGCCUUGCAGCCUUUGGUUGCUGUCGAUGAGGAAGAACUCAAUAAAUAUGAUCCUGGUCACUUCAAUGACAUGAAUGUACCAGACCAGCUGCAUCUGAUCAUUGAGGACCAAGAGAAGUACAAGCAGGCGAUGAGGAUCAUCAACCGUGUCUCAGAAAUUCAUUUAAUGACGUGGUCUAUCACGAAUAAGGUACUGCUGACCUUGUUUCUUCUAUUAUUGUUCAUUAUUUUAACAGGCAUUGUGAUAUACUUGUUCACUGAAGCCCUAGUUCAUAAUCCUUUUCCUGUUUCUAUUGGGCUGCUGGGGUUUGGUAUUGUGUGUUUUUAUAUGGCUGGAAAUGGGUUACUGUUUUACGGGGCAAUAUGGAAGAAGGAUCAAAAAAAGAACAAUCUGAGGGCGAUGCAGAAAGCUGCUGGAGAGGCAAACAUAAUUCUCUCAGAGGAGAAGCUCCUAAUUGGUUGUAUGUCCAAUUCAAAACUAUCCCUAGUUUAUGUUUUUCUGGACGGUUGUAAGCAGGAGUUUGCAGAAACCUUUUCUGAAGAUGGUAAUGCUGAGGAUAUGUUUAAAAAAGCACUGAAGUGCUUCUCAUCAGGUUAUGCCUGCUGCCUUGCCAAAAGACAUUUUCCUUUUUCCCUUGUCAGCAGUGGGGGUCACCUGGAGGGAGGGGUCUGUUUCUGUCAGUAUGUGUCCCAGCAGCUCAGAACAGAGCAGUGGGAAUAGAUCUAUCAAUUUAUCCAAUGCAUCAAAUCACAUAAUGGAAUUAAAUACAUCUUCUAAAUACUGCAGAAGUUAAAGGUAAUUGUUUGUAUCAAUAUCAUUUCUAAAUAUUGCUUUUUAAUAUCUUGAUAAUCUGAUAUUAAUUGUAUUUUAUUCUUAUAUUACCUUCCUGUCAAAGUAUCUGUGAAACCUUAUUUGUAAGCAGUGCUGUGUUAAUAAUGUUAAUGAUUAACAAUAACAUAUCACUCACUUUAAGUUUUAGCAAGUAAAGCAAUAACAUAUGUAACAAUUACUGCAGCUCUGCAGUUUAUUUAUUUCUUUUUGAUCGAUUCGUUAAUUUAUUUUCAUGUACUUGACAAUAAAUCAUCCUUGUUAAGCUAAUACACAAUAUUUAACUAUUAUGUUAUUAUUGUUGUGUAAUGUAUUUGAAAAAUACAACUACAACUAUUGCAUGGGAGAAAAAUUAACAGGGUUACAUAUUAAUAAUUUUUAAUCCUCUGUAAUUCACCCUGAAAUGUAUUUGUCUUCCCUAAAAAAAUGCUGUACAUUUGCAGGUAACAUAAUUUCUUGCUUGAACAUUAUUUGCGCAAUUGUGUUUUCUAUCAUAUUAUGAACCAAUUAUUGCCAAAUGAUAGAUCCACAUUGGCUGUCAUUCAUGUGUGUCUAUGAAUUUGCAUAAUCUCUUUCUUGAAUUUUUGAUAAUUUCUGGAACCUAUAGUUUGUGUCCUGGUAUAUGUUUCCAGUUUUGUAUGACUUUUGCCAUUUUCAUGCCAUUAAGAGACAUGAAGACAGGGGCGGGCCGGGUGCUGGCGGUACCUGGGUCUGUCAGUAGAGGUGCCAGAUCAGGUGUGGAGCUGUAGUUCUGCUGUAUUUCAAUAUGCUGUACUCCAUGAAAAAGAUCGAAUAGCAGUAAUGAUUCCUAUCAAAUUCCUCAAUUCCACAUUGCAAUAAAG
Molecule: messenger RNA, 4671 nt
Organism: Salarias fasciatus (jewelled blenny)
Lineage: Eukaryota; Metazoa; Chordata; Actinopteri; Blenniiformes; Blenniidae
Exons: 2
Coding region: 2453-3721 (422 amino acids)
Biological process (GO): inflammatory response; signal transduction
Cellular component (GO): plasma membrane
Molecular function (GO): signaling receptor activity
Source: RefSeq, a predicted model, not a curated record